Molecule: messenger RNA, 2024 nt
Organism: Anoplophora glabripennis (Asian longhorned beetle)
Lineage: Eukaryota; Metazoa; Arthropoda; Insecta; Coleoptera; Cerambycidae
Product: ovarian-specific serine/threonine-protein kinase Lok-like
Exons: 10
Coding region: 141-1907 (588 amino acids)
Biological process (GO): mitotic DNA damage checkpoint signaling; protein phosphorylation
Cellular component (GO): cytoplasm; nucleus
Molecular function (GO): ATP binding; protein serine/threonine kinase activity; protein binding
Source: RefSeq, a predicted model, not a curated record
UACAGUGCUUGCCGGCCUUGCCGCGGUUUUUUGGCAUACCUUUACCUAACAUGGAGUAAUUGUACGUAGUUUUUCAUUCAAGUUAUGUGUUACCCUUUUUUGUGUUACGUAUUUUUCUCUUACUGUGUGUGGUUGUGAUAAUGUCCGAGGAAAGUUUUUUUCCAACCCUUUCCCAAACAAACAGGCAACCUUGGGGCAAACUAGUCUCUUGUUUGCCUACUUUAAACUCGGAAGUUUUGGACAAGGAUUGUAUUAGAAUUGGUAGAGCAGAAGGUUGUGACAUUAUAAUUGAUAGAAAUAAAACUCUUCUUAACGACACAGGUAUAAGUAAGGAGCACUGUGUCCUUACAAGAGAUGCCACCAGUGGAAAUACUUAUAUUACCGAUUUAAGUAAAAACGGUACAUUUUUAAACGGCGUAAAAAUUGGGAAAGACAAAAGAAGUAUUUUGAAAGACAAUGAUCAGAUAGCGGUCAUAAAGGAUGCUAAUGUAUAUAUUUUUCAGGCAAUAUCUCUAGACCUAGAGGAACUACCAGACACUUAUACGAGUUCGUCGGAAUCCCCGAUGCUGAUGAAAAAUGUGUCUAUUCCGGCAUGGGGAAGACUGUUUCCAUGUCUUUUAUAUUUGCAUUCGUUUGAUCUGUGUAGCUCCACAUUUAAAGUUGGAAGGUCAUCUCAAUGCGACGCUGUAAUAGACAGGAUGGAAAUUGACCCUAAUAUCAAAAAGAGGUUUAGUAAGGAGCAUUUUGAAAUCACUAAAAGCUCAGAUAGUCCCAUCGUUAUUAUUACCGAUUUAAGCAAAGGUGGGACGUAUCUCAAUGGGAGGCUUAUCGGUAAGAAAAAGAGAAACAUAUUACAACAUGAUGACAAAAUCAGCAUCGGUUCGAGGAGAACCAAAGUGUACGUCUAUAAAUCAAUGUCACCGUCAAACGCCAAUUAUUUGCCUCCGGAACUAAAAAAUAAGUAUGAGGUGUCCAAUUUGCUUGGGAAGGGAGGGUGCGGCGAAGUAAGGCUUGCGUUUGAAAAGCGUACUUGUAAGAUGUACGCUAUCAAAAAGAUACAUAAAGCGCGGAGCACCGCGUCUCAGAUGCACAAACUGAACCACCCCAGUAAAAUCCAGACUGAAGUUAAAAUUCUAGAAUCUCUGUCGCACCCUUUUGUCAUUAACAUGAAGGAAAUAGUGGAAACGGAUGAUGAAGUUUUCCUCGUUUUGGAAUACAUGAGGGGAGGGGAAUUGAACAACCGAAUUCUGUCGAAUGUGACCCUCACCGAGUCGAACGUGAAGUUCCUGUUCUACCAGAUGGUAUUAGCCGUUCAGUUUUUGCACGCGAAGGGCAUUACCCACAGGGAUCUCAAGCCUGAAAAUGUGCUGCUGUCGUCUGACGAUCUGGAGACUAUAAUAAAAGUAACCGAUUUUGGAUUGAGUAAAAUCACGGAGGAAGACGAUAUGAUGAAAACCGUUUGCGGUACUUUGUGCUAUAUCGCUCCGGAAGUUCUAAAUGCAAAAAUUCCGGAAUAUGACAAACAAGUAGACGUUUGGAGUCUGGGUGUCAUUUUGUUUUAUAUGCUUUCCAAAAAACUACCAUUCAGUUCCCCGGAUAGGACGGCUUUGGGUAAGCUUAUUAUAACGGGAGACUAUGACAUGGGCAAUUUAUCUUGGAACGGUGUGUCGUAUUUAGCCAAAGAUCUUGUUAAGAGGAUGUUGACAGUAAAUCCGGAAAAGAGAAUCACCAUAAGUGCAAUACUUAGUCAUCCCUGGCUUGCAAAGGAUCUCACGAUGCUAUACAGGGUGCAGUUAUUAUUAGAAGAACAAAAAGUAUCGGAUAACAAUGAAGAAGCUGACGAUAGUUCCGAAAUUAUGCCUCCCUCGAAACGUGCCAGACUAUCCUGCUCUGAUGAAUCCGUAUAAAAGUACUGUAAUUACGUGCCAUUUUUUUUGUGAUAUUUCUUAUCUCUUUAUUAUUACGUGUACAUUUUUUGACCAAUGGUAAUGUUCUUACCAUAAUUUUUCAUGUUAUUUUUGUAU